Molecule: messenger RNA, 1509 nt
Organism: Megalops cyprinoides (Indo-Pacific tarpon)
Lineage: Eukaryota; Metazoa; Chordata; Actinopteri; Elopiformes; Megalopidae
Product: kynurenine formamidase-like
Exons: 11
Coding region: 42-917 (291 amino acids)
Molecular function (GO): arylformamidase activity
Source: RefSeq, a predicted model, not a curated record
UCCCGUUGCCACAAGUUGUUCUGCUAUCCGCUGCUCACACCAUGGCACAGUGGAGGGAUAUGAAGAAAGAUGAGCUGGAGAAGCAGUACUCGCCCAGCCAGUGGUCCCACAGGAUGGCCGCCGAUGAUGUGAUCAGGGUCCAUGUGGCUUCGCUCAGAGAAGGCACACAGACCGCUCGCGGUGUGGCCCGGACCCUGCUGGAUGUGCCGUAUGGAGAGGGAGAGGGGGAGAAGCUGGACAUCUACAUGCCCAGCAGCAGCAGCAGCAAUCUGCCGUUGGUUAUCUACCUCCAUGGGGGUUACUGGCAGUUUUUAAGUAAAGAGGAGUCGGGCUUUAUGGCGGCGUCUCUGGUGCCGAAGGGCGUGGCUGUCGUGGCUGUAGGCUAUGACAUCGCACCCAAAGGUAACAUGGAUCUGAUGGUGUCUCAGGUGCGACGCAGCGUUUUGUCUGUCCUUCAGCAGUACCCCCGCGUGAGUGGGGUUUACCUGUGCGGGCACUCCGCGGGAGCUCACCUGGCUGCCAUGGUCCUCUGUACAGACUGGACCCAGUACGGUGUCUCACCCCAGAUCAAAGGAGCGUUCCUCGUCAGUGGCAUCUACGACCUCCUCCCCAUCCUCUCCACCUACGUCAACGAGCCCCUGAAGAUGACGGAAGAGGUAGCACUGAGGAACAGCCCUGGACAACUGGUCCCCGAGCUGAAGAAGGCUUCCUCUGCAUGCCACAUUGUGGUUGCCGUGGCGCAGAACGACUCGCCCGAGUUCAGGAAGCAGUCAGAGGACUACUUCAAGGCUUUGAAAUCCUCAGGACUCACGGUGACAUUUGAGGACGUCCCCAACACAGAUCACUUCAACAUCAUUGAGCAGUUCGUUGAUGAAGAUUAUUACCUCACACAGCUCCUACUGAAGAUAAUUGGCUAGAUAUGAGGUGACAGAUGGAAGAUUCCUGUUUUUCUCCCAUGAUGCAACUUUCUGUUUUUUUUUAAUGGGAACAGGCAAAACAUGGACCCAACCUGACUCUGUCCUAACCUUCAACGUAACGGCAACGUCCUUUCUGCGUUUUUGUUGCCAGGCUAUUAGACAGGUAUUGGCGGACAAGGUUCAGUCACGCCGAGCAUCUGUAACCAUAUAGAUUACCAUAGACACAGAGACAUGCAGUUUGAGGAGACUGACAAAGCUAACUUUCCACAUAGAUUAAAGAACAAUCUUGUCACAGACCUGCUUGAACUGAGAGGCUUUUAAUGUAGCUUUUUCUCAUCUGAAAAGUAUAGUGAGGGAGGCCAGUUUUAUAUAGGUGCAGUUUAUAGGAUAUUAUAAGGUUACUCAGAUUUGAACUUAAUGUUCAUGGGAACAUACAAGACUGCAUACAGAACUUUUAAAAUUACAAACUUAAACAUGAAAAACCUCAGACACAUGAUAUUUUGUAGUGCAAAAAUGUGAAAUCAUAAUUGUAUGUUCUUGUUAUGCACUAAAUAAUUACGUUAAUCUUCUUCCCUAAACUUUGGUUUAGUCU